AUGUUGACCGAAAAACUUCAAUCACUAGCGAUCGGAAAACCCGAAUACGAGAUUUACGAGCUCGGAGAUUUCAAACUUCAAAGCAAUACUAUACUCCCUGGGGCAUGGAUUGCUUAUAAAACUUUCGGGUCGCCAGAUUCGCCUGCGAUCCUGUAUCCAUCAUGGUACUCUGGACUGAUUGCUGACAACGAGUGGCUUAUUGGUGAAGACAAGGCUCUGAAUCCUAAAGAAUAUUUCAUUAUUAUCACGGGUCUGUUCGGAAACGGACAGUCAAUUUCUCCUUCAAAUUCUACGGUAUCGCCAUUUCCAGAUAUCACUGUCUACGACAAUGUUCGAGCACAACACCAGCUUUUGACGCAGAGGCUAGGCGUCCAUCAUCUCCGUUGUGUAACUGGUUGGUCUAUGGGUGCCGGGCAGUCUUUCCAAUGGGCUUCGCAAUAUCCUGAAUUUAUGGAUAUCUGUGUUCCGUUUUGCGGGUCUGCCCGAACAUCCAUCCAUAACCAAGUCUUUCUGGAAGGUGUGAAGUCUGCACUUCUGGCAGGCAAGGGUGUUUCGUCAGCUGGGAGUACAUCUGGCCGCGUAGAGGAGAGGGGCGCCGAAAAGCGUGUUUGGACAGAAGAAGAGCGAACCGUAGGACUCAAGGCAUUUGCUCGUGUAUAUGCAGGUUGGGGAUUUAGUCAGGCCUUCUAUCGAGAGAAGUUGCAUAUGACAGCCUACGGAGCCAAAGAUCUAGAACACUUUAUGGUCACCUUUUGGGAGAAGUGGGCCCUUGAAAAGGAUCCAGAAAAUCUGCUCGUUAUGCUACAUACUUGGCAAGUGGCAGAUAUAAGCGCUCAGGAGCCAUACCACGGAGAUUUCGAGAAGGCGUUGCGCAGCAUCAAAGCAAAGACAUUGGUGCUGCCCGGGAAAACAGAUCUAUACUUUCCACCGGAAGACUCCGAGUACGAGGUACAUAACAUGGCGCCGGGUGUUGGAGAACUCGAUGUUUAUCCGUCCAUCUGGGGCCAUUGGGCUGGUGGCCCACCCGGAAAUAUGGAAGACGUCAAAUGGUUGGACCAAAGGCUUAAACGGAUGCUGGAAGACGCUCCAAAAAUGGGUACUACCGCAUAG
Molecule: messenger RNA, 1110 nt
Organism: Orbilia oligospora ATCC 24927
Lineage: Eukaryota; Fungi; Ascomycota; Orbiliomycetes; Orbiliales; Orbiliaceae
Exons: 2
Coding region: 1-1110 (369 amino acids)
Biological process (GO): biosynthetic process
Molecular function (GO): acyltransferase activity, transferring groups other than amino-acyl groups
Source: RefSeq, a predicted model, not a curated record